Messenger RNA from Gekko japonicus, 922 nucleotides. It is a transcript of the gene TAGLN, whose product is annotated as transgelin. The transcript is spliced from 5 exons. The record is from RefSeq and is a predicted model, not a curated record. Gene Ontology annotation, molecular function: protein binding. Lineage: Eukaryota; Metazoa; Chordata; Lepidosauria; Squamata; Gekkonidae. Bases 105 to 710 code for a protein of 201 amino acids.
GCCCGGCGCCAGCUGUUGCUCACUGCAGACCCAGCAGCCUUGGAGGAGAGAGAGAGAGAGAGAGAGAGCCGGCGCUGCGUCUUGUCUUCCCCCCACCUGUGAGCAUGGCCAACAAAGGUCCCUCCUUUGGCCUGAGCCGAGACGUCCAGGCCAAGAUCGAGAAGAAAUACGACGACGAGCUGGAGGAGCGGCUGGUGGAGUGGGUCGUGGCCCAGUGUGGGACGGACGUGGGGCGCCCCGACCGUGGCAGGCUGGGCUUCCAGGUCUGGCUGAAGAAUGGCAUCGUCCUGGGCAAGCUCAUCAACAGCCUCCACCCCUCCGGCUCAAAGCCCGUGAAGAUCCCGGAUCCUCCCCCCACCAUGGUCUUCAAGCAGAUGGAGCAGAUCGCUCAGUUCCUGAAGGCGGCCGAGGACUACGGGGUGGUGAAGACUGACGUCUUCCAGACAGUCGACCUCUUUGAAGCUAAGGACAUGGCCGCUGUUCAGAGGACGCUGGUAGCCUUGGGCAGCAUCGCUGUGACCAAGGACGACGGCAACUAUCGGGGAGACCCCUCCUGGUUCAUGAAGAAAGCCCAGGAAAACAAGCGGGACUUCAGCUCCUCGCAGUUGAAGGAAGGCAAGAACGUGAUUGGCCUGCAGAUGGGCUCCAACCAGGGGGCCUCGCAGGCGGGCAUGACCGGCUACGGGCGGCCCCGGCAGAUCAUCAGCUAAACGGGGCAGGCCUGGCCCUCCUGGUCCCGCGCUAAACACCCCAAUGCCCCCCCCAAGGAAUCCUGCCACGAGGGAAGCGCCAGCUGGGUACCCUUAACUCAGCCCAUCCGCUGAGGCCGGGCCGCAAGCACAAGGAGCCCAGCGAGGCCGCCCAUGGGGCCGCCCUUCUCUCUGGCUGGCUCUGGCUCCUGCCCCAGCCCCUCACCUGCCCC